Amborella trichopoda is the source of this 1832-nucleotide messenger RNA. It is a transcript of the gene MMH-1, whose product is annotated as MUTM homolog-1. NCBI's taxonomy places the organism in Eukaryota, Viridiplantae, Streptophyta, Magnoliopsida, Amborellales, Amborellaceae. Gene Ontology annotation, biological process: base-excision repair. Gene Ontology annotation, cellular component: nucleus. Gene Ontology annotation, molecular function: damaged DNA binding; oxidized purine nucleobase lesion DNA N-glycosylase activity; zinc ion binding. The record is from RefSeq and is a predicted model, not a curated record.
ACAAAACAUCGGCAUGGGCGAAACACCGAUCCGCGUUUUUAAGAGUUUUCCAUAACAUGGGGGAGGGCAGGAUGCUACGCGUUUAAAUUUUUAGGGGGACGUAGAGCAAGCCUAAAAUCUUCUCCUGCGGGACUACGCUGUACUCGCAGGACAGAGCGCUGCAAAGUGGAAACUGUUCAAUUGAGAGGAGGCGCGUAAUAUCCAGAGAUGUAGAGUGGGUGACCUGGGAAUCCUUCUCUGCUACUCCUCACUGCGCGAGAGAGAGAGAAUGGUUUUUACAGUCUUGCACGAGUUUUCUAUCUUCCAGCUCGAGCUUUAGAGAGAGAAAGAGAAUGCCUGAGCUUCCAGAGGUGGAGGCAGCCCGCAGGGCCGUGGAAGAGCAUUGCAUCGGCAAAAGGAUCAAAUCUGCCAAAGUUGCAGACGACCCAAAAGUCAUUGAAGGCGUCUCUCCCCCCAACUUUGAGAAAUCAUUAGUGGGAAAGACCAUUGUUGCUGCGCAUAGAAAGGGGAAGCACUUGUGGCUCCAGCUUGGUUCCCCUCCUUUCCCCACCUUUCAAUUUGGGAUGUCUGGAGCUGUAUAUAUUAAGGGUGUAGCUGUGACAAAAUACAAAAGAGCUGCUGUAAAUGAUACUGAUGAAUGGCCUUCCAAAUACUCCAAAGUAUUUAUUGAAUUAGAUGAUGGCUUGGAGUUGUCUUUCACUGAUAAGAGACGUUUUGCAAGAGUGCGAUUGCUUCAAGAUCCUACCUCUGUACCACCAAUAUCUGAGCUAGGUCCCGACGCACUCCUUGAGCCUAUGACGGCUGAUGAAUUUGCCAAUUCUUUGAAUAAAAAGAAGCUCGGGAUUAAGGCUCUUUUACUAGAUCAGAGUUAUAUUUCUGGCAUCGGCAAUUGGGUCGCAGAUGAAGUGCUCUAUCAAGCAAGAAUUCAUCCUCUUCAACAUGCUACAAGUUUGUCCAAGGAAAGUUGUGUGACAUUGCAUAAGAGCAUCAAUGAGGUAGUGAAGUACGCAGUUCAAGUUGAUGCGGAUUGCAGUUGUUUCCCAGCUAAUUGGAUAUUUCAUUUUCGAUGGGGCAAAAAGCCUGGGAAAUUGAAUGGGAAGAGAAUUGAGUUCAUCACUGCAGGCGGCAGGACAUCAGCAUUCGUGCCAGAGUUGCAAAAGCUAAGUGGAGCUGCAGCUGAGAAGGUGAGAAAGAAAACUACAAAUCCAAAGAAAGUAAAUGAGGAUGAUGAGGACAAUAAUUCGGAGAGUGGGGAAGAGAGAGACACUGAAACUGAGCUUAAGAAAGAGAAAGCUACAAAGAGAGGGCGUCCCAAGCCUUCUGCAAAAGGGAAAACCAUAACCAGCCCUGCUUUCGAAGAAUAUCAACCCAAGAAAACCAUUCGGAGGACCAGAAUGGAACAAGCUAGUGCUGUUGAAAUGAAGUCUAGUAAGAGUGUCAAAGCUGUAAAAAAAGAUGUGAGUGCAAAGAAGAGAGGAAAAAAGUAGGAGCCAUGUGCAGAGCCAAAGCAAUUUCAAGAAGUGUAAUGUUGGAGAGAGAGAGAUUUAGCUGCAUGAAUUUGUUUUGAUGGUGGAUUUAGAUGGAACGGGAAGGAACUACCAAUGAUUGGGACUGGAUUUUGAGCUAGUAAAAAGGCAUGCUAGAUUAAAGGGAGAAUCAUAGCAGCUCUACAUACAUCUCGUGGUGUUCAUUUUAUGACGAUAUUUUUUGAAAAUUGAAACACUGGGUGAGAUUAAAUGACUGUGUCUCUCUCUCACACACACAUAUUUGGGUGAGAUUAAAUGACUCUCUCUCACCUGUUAUAUGCUAAUAGGCACAAGACCUUUGAUCAA